This is a messenger RNA of Nylanderia fulva, 4053 nucleotides long. The record is from RefSeq and is a predicted model, not a curated record. Lineage: Eukaryota; Metazoa; Arthropoda; Insecta; Hymenoptera; Formicidae.
AUGACGUCCACCGUGGCUGCAAACCGGAUGGAACGCGUCAAGGAACAGUUCCGGGAGAUUCGCGUCAACAACGCCAAGCUGUUAGUCCUCGCCGAGGCCGCUACGAAGACCACGCAUCGAUACUUCACCGAGGAGCUGUAUCAACAAGCCGAGGUCCAGAUGGAUGCUGCCCUUGACUACCUGGCCGAAUUUGCCAUACCUCCCAUUGCCGCCCCGCACAUCAACAUCAUGGACGCUUCGAACGCAAAGUCCAUUGAUUUUCUGCUCACGGAACAAUCAUUCACCAUCGACGCGAUCAAUCGCAGUUUGGUGAAUGUCAAGAAGCUGUCCAAAGCACAGACAACUGUAAUCAAACUGGAGAGCCGAUUGAAGAAGCUUCACGAUCAAUGGUCAUCGUGCAAGGCUAUUCAUGUGAGGAUUCUGCAUGCAGUCACGCCCAAGGAAAAAAGCGAACUUCCAUACUUCGUCAAGGAGGAAUUCUAUGCUGCGGAAGAAACGUAUGACGUCACCGUGGACCUGAUCAACGAAGCCAUCAAAAAGCUAAGUCCAACCCCUCCUACGCAUAAUACGAGCGAUCGAUCGUCUAUUUUUGAUUCCGACACGCGUCGUCCGAUACAUUUGCCGCGCAUUUCAUUGCCUAAAUUCUCCGGCAAAUUUACGGAGUGGGAAAAUUUUAAAGGUAUUUUCGAGUCAUUAGUGACUAAUAACGAUUGUCUGUCAAAUACAGAAAAAUUACACUAUUUAAAAACAAGUGUCACCGGUGACGCAGCGCGAUUAAUAGCGAAUAUUCGAAUUGCGGAUGAAAACUAUGCUGCUACGUGGCAACUGCUAACCGACGAAUACGACAAUAAGUUUGCGAUCAUUCAAUCUCACAUCCAUGCAUUUGCGGAACUCCCGAUAAUGCGAUCGGAAACCGCCGCGGAAUUACGCCAACUUCGCGACUCAGUAGCAGCAUCUCUCGCUGCUUUAGACAGCCUUGAUCGGCCGGUCAAAUCAUGGGAUGAUCUACUCGUUUAUUUGAUAUCACGCAAAUUUAGUUCUAAAACUAAAACCGAAUGGAAUUUAAAAUGUGGUAGCCUGUCGGAAUGCCCGACUUAUAAAGAAAUUCAUGAUUUUAUGACCGUACGCAUCCGUGGACUGACCGAUCAGGGCAUGUCAAUAGAAAAUUCGGCGUCCAAUUCUCGCAAUGGAAAACCGCGCGGUACCGUCAAUAAUGUAAUUACAUUAAACUGCGUUGAAUGUUCCGGAACUCAUUGGCUUUCGAAAUGCGAUAAAUUUCUCGCACGAUCGAUAGAUCAACGAAUUAAUUUUAUCGACCAGAAACAGUUGUGUCGAAAUUGCUUCCGGAAAGGUCAUUCCGCGAACGUCUGUAUGUCACGAGGUCGAUGCUUACGAUGUCAGAAACGACAUCACACGACAUUACAUAAAUUAUUUAAAGCCGAAUCGAAGGAUGACGCGUCUCAGCAAUUACCCGACACGAAAUCAGAGACACUCGUACAAAGGGCGUCUCCCGUCACAGCUACGGUACAAUCCGUAUCGCCGAAAACGCGCUCGCCUGCGAAUAUUCUCCUCGCUACUGCGUGGGUAAUCGUGCGGACACAAGAAGGACGUACUACACUGGUGCGUGCCCUUCUGGAUCAGGGAUCCACAUACAGCUUCAUAAGCGAAUCUUUAUGUCAAACGUUGCGAACCAGGCGUCAACGCGCUAAUCUGCAGAUUCGAUGCUUCGGGGAAAAAUACAGCGGGUCGGCUCGCUCGCGGGUUCACAUAUCUCUCUCUCCAAGUUUCAAUCCGCGAAAAUCCGUCUCGUUAUGGGCAUACGCCUAUGAAAAAAUCACUUCAUACGCUUCCUCUCAGAUCCGGGAAAUAAAUUCAUGGCCACAUUUGCGCGGAUUGCAACUUGCAGAUCCUGAUCCGUCGAGCGCCCACCAAAUUCAUUUACUAAUCGGGGCCGAUUUAUACGGUGCUCUGCUAAUCGGUGACAUUCGUCAUGGCCCGCCUGGGACCCCGACAGCGCAGUCCACUCUGUUCGGCUGGAUACUCUCCGGACCAACAGGCCCCACGGAUGCAACUCAUCCUCCGGCUGACGUUCACAAUUGCGUCGUUGAAGACGACCUCGCUCCCGUCAUCCAACAAUUCUGGACAGACGAGACAAUUUCUGAUUCCAAGCCUCCGCUAACGGAGGACGAACAACGUUGUGAGCAACAUUUUGCUGCAACUCACAAGCGCGACGUACAUGGCCGCUACGUGGUACGAUUGCCGUUUAAGAAUGGCUCACCGCCGAGUAUAGGUGAAUCAUUUCAAAUCACUUCAGUGCUUCACGCCAAAUUAACAAAUCGGCUGUCACGACAGUCUGAAAUUAGAACGCUCUAUCAUGCGUUUUUAGCAGAUUACGAGGAGCUGGGUCACAUGACCCAGAUCAAACCCUCCACUUCUAAUCUUUCGGACGCGGCUUACAUACCGCAUCAUGCUGUCCUUCGCGAACACAGUACCACCACGAAACUACGCGUGGUGUUCAAUGCUUCCUGCCGUACAUCAAACGGCACUUCAUUAAACGACCAUCUUAUGAUCGGUCCAAAACUCCAACAAGAUUUAGCCGCAAUAGUUCUUCGCUGGCGAUUAUUUCAAUACGUGUACACAGCUGACAUAGCGAAAAUGUACAGACAAAUCUCGGUCCAUCAUGAAGAUCGAGAUUAUCAGCGAAUACUGUGGCAACCCCCGGGUUGUGCACAUAUCAAUCACUACCAAUUAAAUACCGUUACAUACGGCACCGCUUGUGCUCCAUAUUUAGCCAUGCGCGUAUUGCAACAACUAAACGAGGAGGACGGGCACGAGUUCCCCCUCGCACAAACGAUUUUUCGCGACUCAAUCUACGUUGAUGAUACUCUCUUCGGCGCGGAUGAAAUCUCCGACGCCAUCAAAACUCGAGAUCAACUCAUUGCGCUCAUGAAGCGUGGCCAGUUUGAUCUACGCAAAUGGACUGCAAACUCUUCGGAGUUGCUGGCAGACAUUCCGCUUGAUAGGCGGCAAUCGGAUCUCGCUAUUAAAAGCGAUGACUCACUGAAGGUGCUUGGGCUGUCUUGGUCGCCGCACACUGAUUCAUUCUGUUUUAAGGUAUCUUCUGGCACCUCUGGUGCGAACACAAAACGCUCAGUCUUGUCGUUGAUUGCAAAGCUAUACGACCCACUCGGAUGGGCGUCGCCCGUAGUAAUUACGGCUAAAAUUUUGCUUCAAGAGCUCUGGCUCGCAAAAAUCGACUGGGACGAUCCGCUCCCCCCUGAUCUUCUCCAGCACUGGAUUUCAUACUAUUCUGAUUUACCCAAGCUCGAAACAAUUAAAAUUCCACGAUGGACAGGUUCGCAUCGAGAUAAUUUAGGAAUGGAACUACAUGGUUUUGCCGACGCAUCAAAGCGUGCGUACGCCGCUAUGGUGUAUUUGCGCGUUCUCAGAUCCUUUGACGACGUUCAGAUUACGUUGCUAUGCGCUAAAACCAAGGUUGCGCCUCUUAAGACGCUCAGUAUCCCUAGACUUGAACUCAACGCAGCAGUUUUACUCAGUCGACUGAUUAAAUGGAUUUAUCGGUCUUUCAAUCUGUCAAACGUUCCUGUGUACGGUUGGACGGACUCCACUGUUACCCUAGCUUGGAUAACUCAACACCCUUCAAGGUGGCGUACUUAUGUCGCCACUCGCGUAUCGGAAAUCCAAACCACUCUUCCCACAAUUAAAUGGCAUCAUGUCAAAUCAGCUGAGAAUCCGGCAGAUUGCGCCUCGCGCGGCUUGUCUGCUACCGAAUUUAUGAAUCACUCUUUGUGGUUUUCUGGACCGUCCUGGCUCCGCACUCAUUCUUCGACGUGGCCAAUUCAAUCGACAAGCAAAGACAUAUCGAUUAACGCUUUACUGGAGGAAUCCUCCUCGGCCGUCGGUGCAUCUUACCGACAAUGUCACUACAUGGAAUCUCCCGAACGACAUUUCAACAUGGACAAAUUGAUACGGACAAAAGUUGUAUUAUAUGAAGAGGAGUUACAUGAUGAAAAUAGACUUAACUUUGAGUGA